ACCCCUGAAAUGUAAACAUUCAAGAUGGCUGCUCCGUCAGGCUCGCAGAGCAGCAGCGAUGACCUGCUUCUCUACCACUGCGAUGGGUCUUUCUUUUCCAUGAAGGUCCGCUUAGCCCUGGCUGUGAAGGGACUCUCCUUCAAGAAACGAACGGUUUUCUUCCCCAUACAAGAGAACUUCGAGCCGUGGUACAUGCGUCUGGACCCAGCCGGCUUGGUCCCGUUACUUGUACACAACGGCAAAGUUAUCAGCGAGUCUACACGGAUUGUAGACUACGUGGAUACUGUGUUUCACGACAGGGGACCUCGGCUUGCUCCCCCCGUGGACACGGACCUCGGUCGUCGUGUACGUCACUUCCGGGACCUGUUGGACGGCCUUCCGGUGGAGCUGUAUAGCUACGGGACAAUCUACCAUCCCGACCUGGCUAAAGAUUCUUCGCUUCCCGAGAUAUUGCGCAGGAAAGCUCGCAAAUUUCUCAGCCCAUCCACCGCCCAGCGCCUACACGACCUGGCUGCCAUGCACCCUGACCUGGCGGAGGCGUACACCAGGAAGGCUAACAAGGUCGCAGAGAGAACCCGGGACCGGGAGGACCGAGGACUCAUCGAGAAACUCCUAGACGAGCUGGAGGUGGCCUUGGAUGAAGUGGAGAAGCAGCUGGGAGAAAGGAAAAAGGAAAAGGAUGCUUCAGGACAACAGCAGUGGCUGUGUGGCGAGUCCUUCACAGCCGCUGACGUCAUGCUGUCCUGUCUCGUCCACCGACUCAAGUGGGUGGGGCUGUCCCACCGGUCCACACUGAAGCGCCCCCUGUUGGAUGCCUACUACCUGCAGGCCCAGAAGUUUCCCCCGUUUAAGGCCGAAGUGAUGUACACGACUAGCGUGCCGUACAUGUUCGUGCGGAACCUCCCCGGGUUGAUUCGCAAGACAGCGGGCCCAAAGCUCGUGGUGUGGGCGGCUAUGAUAGUUACAGUAGCUGCGGUUUCUGCUGUGGCGCUCAAAUAUUAGCUUAUCAUGUGUCAUGUGGAGUUCAACAUUGUAUUUCCUAAACACGGAAAAUAUCGUCAGUUUACCGUGGUAUGCCUGCUUUUAUUGGCAACCGUUUUCUGACAGUCCUGCAAGAUUGGUCAUUGUCUCAAUUAGGUAUAUCUUUUGAUUGUAGAAUUGGUCGGCAUUUCGAGCUUCCAUGUACCUAGUUUUAUAAAGACACAAAACAAAAUAGUAGACUGCUUAUUUUCUACUAAGUGAGUGGUGAUGAGAAUUUAAGUGAGCAUUUGGUCUGUUGGUUAU
This is a messenger RNA of Branchiostoma floridae (Florida lancelet), 1284 nucleotides long. RefSeq names its product ganglioside-induced differentiation-associated protein 1-like. Lineage: Eukaryota; Metazoa; Chordata; Leptocardii; Amphioxiformes; Branchiostomatidae. Gene Ontology annotation, cellular component: mitochondrial outer membrane. The record is from RefSeq and is a predicted model, not a curated record. The coding region runs from base 25 to 1002 and encodes 325 amino acids. The transcript is spliced from 5 exons. Gene Ontology annotation, biological process: mitochondrial fission; mitochondrial fusion.